AGACAGUUAUUGACAUGAAUUUUACCUCAGCCCUGCUUGCUUUUCUGCCUCCGACCUUGACUACCUAUGACCCUUCGUCUCUCCGGUAAGCUCAACCGUUUGCCGAUCUUCACCAAACCCUCUCCGUUCCUGUCGUUCAAGCUCGCUCGUUUCUCCCGCUUCUUCGAAACCCUCCUUUCUCGUUUCUCCUUCUUUAAAACCCUUCUCCCCCUGCGUCGUUCUUCUCCUGCUUCCUACUCCGGUGCAUCUAUGGGGGACGAUUACUUUUCCUCCAGCGGCAGUGACGACAACAACAACUUAUUCGAACUCGGUCUCAACAAUCUCCACAGCUCCGGCUCGUCUUCCUCGGCCAGUAACCAGUGUCACAAUGUGAUUUUUCUCAACGACGACGAGGAAGACGCCAAUGAGGUCGAAAAUCUCUACUUGGUCCUUCUCAGAUGGUGGAGGAAGGUGCAGCAUAUGUCAAAUCAUGUUGGAGUCUCGUAUAAUGUUGCUUCGAGCUAUGAUGAUGUGGAGAUUGAACUCUACUUAAAGAGAGGUGACAAAACCAUGGAGAAUGAUGAUGUGGAGGAAGGGUUUUCAGGCAGGGAGUAUGCGUUGUUAUCAGAAACAAUGUGGUUACGAGCACUUAAGUGGCAUAAUGAUUUGAAAAGUAUAUCGAAGGAUGUUGCUUACCCUUCUCUUGCGAAGGACAACGAUCAAGAUCUAUUUUCAUUACAGAUCAGGCUUUCUGUUUCUGGGGGAGCAAAUGCUUUAUUUGCAAGGAUCAAUUCAAAGGACAAUUUCUUCGUUUCAUACCGAAGAGCCUGUUCUCUUUUUGCUCCCAAGUCCGAGCCGUUGAGUAUUUGGGAUUUCUCUGGCCAGACAACUCAACUUCUUAUAAACAAUCAGAUUAAGAGGCCUAGUGCUUUACUCAGAAAAUCAUUAGAAAAGGAGAUCACACUUGAAUUACAAGUACAUGGAUUUUCAGAGUUUCUCGCCGAGCAAGAUGGUAAAGUAGACGAGAGGGUGGGAUAUAACAACUCAUCGUCUUUCAACUAUAGUGGCUCAAUUAAAACGAAUGGAAGCAGUGAUUGGACAGUGACUUACCCGACCUCUACAAACUCCCUAGCUUUCUUUAGUGGUCAUAGACAGGUUGUUUUCCUGGGUCUGAAAGGGAUGCAAAAUCUUGGGAAUACUUGUUUUAUGAAUAGCGCAAUUCAGUGUUUGGCACACACCUCAAAGCUGACUGAUUAUUUCCUUGAUGACUACAAGAAAGAGAUCAAUUGGGAAAAUCCACUCGGAAUGAAAGGUGGGCUUGCGGUGGCAUUUGGAGACUUGUUAAGGAAACUAUGGACUCCAGGAUCAAGCUCCAUUUCUCCAACAAUAUUCAAACAGAGGCUUGCUACUUUUGCUCCCCAGUUUAGUGGUUAUAAUCAACAUGAUUCUCAGGAGUUUCUUGCAUUUUUGUUGGAUGGAUUACAUGAGGAUUUGAAUCGUGUAAAAGACAAGCCAUAUAUAGAGGGUAAAGAUUCAGAAGGUCGUCCAGAUGUUGAGGUUGCAGAAGAAUGCUGGCAGAAUCAUAUGGCUAGAAAUGACUCAAUUAUAGUCGAUAUUUCCCAAGGACAAUAUCGCUCAACCUUGGUUUGCCCUAUUUGUAAAAAGUCAUCUAUCACAUUUGACCCGUUUAUGUACCUAUCUCUGCCCCUGCCUUCAACAACAAUGCGGAAAAUGACUCUAACAAUCUUGGGUGCUGAUGGAGUUUGUACACCAUCUCCAGUUGUAGUUACUGUCCCGAAGUGUGGAAGGUUAAAGGAUCUCAUUGACACCUUAAGCAGUGCAUGUUCCUUGAGAAAUGACGAGACUCUCAUAUUGGCAGAGAUAUAUAAUAAUACUAUUUUUAAAAUAUUUGAUGAUCCAACUCGCUCAUUAGACUCGAUCAGGGAUAAUGACACACUUGUUGCCUAUCGUUUGUCAAAAGAAAGUGAAUCAUCCAAGGCUCCCUUGGUUGAGUUUGAUCAUAGACGUGAGCCCGAAGGAUUUUCUUACUUUCAGAAACCAUCACCUUGGUCAUUAUUUGGGACUCCAUUGGUUGCGAGAUUAUCUGAUAUCUCUGAUGGAUUCAGCCUUCACAACCUGUUCAUGACACUUGUCAAUCCAUUUCUGAAGCAGGUUGAAGUUUUACUUGAUGAUUAUGAUGAGAGAGUUAUCUCUAACGAAGAUUCUGGGAUGGAAUAUGCAAUGAGCCCUACAAAAUGUACAGAAGACUCUGAUAAUGAAACUGAAGAUGAUGGUCAGCAUAUCAUUCCUGAUUUUAGAUUCUAUCUGGAUGAUAAAGAGAUAAGGAUGGACGAUACCUUUGCAGUUUCUGAUUUCAGCUAUAGUACUAUACCCGUGAAUGUGUGCUGGUCAGAGCAAAUGAUAGCAAAGUACGGUAGUUGGAUGCUCAAUCCAUUGCAAAAAGUCUUCAACCCCAUGGAGGGGUCUGAGGAAUCUGUUCCAUUAUACAAAUGCCUUGAAUCCUUCUUGAAAGAAGAGCCUUUAGGACCAGAUGAUAUGUGGUUAGUGGACUGUCCCGAUUGCAAGAUGCCUAGGCAAGCAACAAAAAAGCUGGAUCUUUGGAGAUUGCCUGAAAUUUUAAUUGUUCAUUUGAAGAGAUUCUCAUACGGUCGAUGGUUCAAGAACAAGCUUGAAACUUAUGUGGACUUCCCUAUUGACGAGCUCGAUCUUUCAUCUUACUUAUCCUACGAUGAUGGCAAACAUUCCAAACAUUAUGUCUUGUAUGCAAUAAGUAACCACUACGGAGGCAUGGGAGGCGGACAUUAUACUGCAUUUGUCGACCAUGGGCAUGGUAACUGGUACGAGUUUGAUGAUCAGCGAGUUCUGCCGAUUAGUAAGGAGAAAAUCAGGUCUGCUGCUGCUUAUGUUCUUUUCUACCGGAGAGUCACAUGAUUAGGUGCACAGGACUGAAGUUUCACGUUGUACAGCUAUAGUGACUGACUGCAAAGGGGAGUUGCGGUUUUUGUUUUGGGAUUCUGAGGGUUGGAAAGAAUCAAUUUUAUGCAGCUGGUGGUGGUUUAAUAGUUGUAUAUAAACUACAAAGCAUUAGAGAGACAGGAUAGGAGCAUUUUUACCUCCCAAUGGCUUUGCCCCUUGAAAUUGGAUGGGGUCUUUUAGAUAAGAAUGACUGCUAGUUCAUAUAUACAUGGCAGUGGAAAUUGGAAGAGAAUGAUUAGUUGUAUUCUUUUCUUAUUUCGAACUGUAACAGGGACUUGCUUAAAGAUCGGGGGUGGUAUAUGAGGAAUGUUUUUCAUUGAAAGAUCUGCAAUGUGAACUGUAAGCUCCUCUUUUUUCCCUAAGAGUAAGAAGUAAGGUGAAGGUUGUCAAA
Molecule: messenger RNA, 3367 nt
Organism: Linum tenue
Lineage: Eukaryota; Viridiplantae; Streptophyta; Magnoliopsida; Malpighiales; Linaceae
Source: the annotation of a GenBank genome assembly